This is a messenger RNA of Diorhabda carinulata, 14474 nucleotides long. RefSeq lists its product as uncharacterized. The coding region runs from base 582 to 11651 and encodes 3689 amino acids. The record is from RefSeq and is a predicted model, not a curated record. The transcript has 18 exons. NCBI's taxonomy places the organism in Eukaryota, Metazoa, Arthropoda, Insecta, Coleoptera, Chrysomelidae.
UAGCUGUGUUGUCCCUGAAAUAUCUCAUACUUGCAGGUCAACAAAAUGUCGAUGACCUCAAUUAGACUAUUUGUAAUAACGAUAUAAUAUUGUCAUAUUUUGUUUUUCUAUAUUGAAAUUACGUUGCACUCAUAAUGUUUCUAAUUCUCACAAACACUAUGCAUAUCCGAUUUUUUCUAUUUGUUACGUCAUCUGCUAAAUACUUACUUAUUCUUUACUCGACUAACCGUCUAAACGACUUGUCGAUACUAAAAGGGAAGAGUAUGAAGAGUACUGUAUGGGUAAAUCGUGAACGAGCAUAGCAGAAAAUAAAAUUGAAUCGGUAGAAGUGGGCAAACGUUCGGCAUUAACCGCCAAACGUCGGAUAUGACUUUUUCGUUGCGCACACGGCCGUUGUGUUAUAGAAUGUGAAUGCAAAGAUGUCGAAAAUGCCAAGUUAGUGUAAAGUUCAAUAAAAUAAUACUGUUAAAAGUGUAUAGACCUAAUAAAAUCAUGUUACAGAAUUACCUAUUAGUGAGCCCUAAUUAAUGUACAGUGAAAUUACAAUUUAUACAGUGUGAUUCUAUAAGAAAUUUUUCAACAUGUCCGAAGAAGAAUACAAUAAAAAACUUGAGGCUCUUCAGGAAUACUUACCAUUUCUAAAUAAUAUGAUAAGUCAGCUCAAGGAUCCAAACAAAAAAAAUAGAGAACAGCAACUUAGUAAAAUGGAAUCUCUGCAUGCUAUGAUAACGGAUAAGAAAAAAAAACUUAAAAUCGACACACUAAACAAGUGCGAAGACGUAAUAUCUAAAUUAUACUUGAAAGUAAACCAUAAACCGUUUCGUUGUAAAUCGGAGGAGAAGGUUCCAUCAAAUCCUUCAAGUCCCUCUGCAGAAGAUUGUAAGGAUUAUUUUGAUAUCAAACCAAUCCCAAUUCCAACAGAAAGGGUAAAAGGUGAUACUCGGAUUCAUAAAAUUGAUGUAUAUAGCAGUGCGGCGGAGAGCAUAACGAAAUCAAAGUUACAUGAAACUGUUAAUAGUCCAGAUAAGUUACACGAUUUCUCAAAGCCUCCUAUAAGUUUAGAAGAUUUAAAAUGCUUGGAGGUAGACGUCCAAGAGAAGAUUAAUGAAACAGCUACUCUUAAAGAAUUAAACGAUCUAAGAAACAAAAUAACUACGGAAUUGAUAUUUGAAAAAAUUAAAUCUAUGAAUUCCACAGAAACAAACCAAGAUUGUGAAACUAGUGUCCAUAAGACUGAAUCAGUUCCUUCAAGAAGUUCUAUUUCCACCGAACAAAAUAAAGGAGAGAAAAAGAAAAAACAUGACCGAAAAAGUUCCCCUUCAAAAGAAAAAAAAUCAGAAAAAUAUAAUGAUCAAUCAAAAGAAAGGAGGAGCUCAAAAGAAGACAAGAAGAAGGAAGAUUUGAAUUUUUCGAAUAACAAACCUCAAGAAAAAAUAUCAUCAGUUUUAGAAAAGGCUAUGUCUGAAAAUAACUAUAAAAAGCAUAGUGAAAGAGAUGAAUCUGUUGUUAAAAAUGUCGGAGAUAGAAGUAUAGGGCAUAUGACAAGAGAUUUACAGGUAGAUCCUCGAAUAGCAAGAAAUCAGCCUGUACUCAGUAACGCUCCGGACAAUAGAUCAAAUGUUUCAGUUAACAGUAAGGAAGCAGAAUAUACAGUUCAUAAACAAUCAAGUGAACCAGUUUAUAAACGGUUAGCUGAUAAAUAUAAUCGUAAACCUCGAAAACCAAUUAUUGAACCCGAUGUAGACAAAAUUGUAGAAGAUAGUAUUGAGCAAAACAUGAUCCAUUCUCCACCUUUAAAGCCAGCUAUUAACAACGUAGUACAGCCUCCGCCUCCUCCGGCUAGUUUAGUGAAAUGCUCUCAACUAGAACCAGAAUUUCCGCAUCAAUUAAAUUUGAAACCCCCCAUGCCGUAUUUGAUGCCGAAUAAAAAUGUGAGAGUACCACUUCUGUCGACGCCUCGUACUGAUGUUGUUCCGAUCCCACCAUUACUUUCUCCUAGGGACAAUUUUGUUAGCAAUCCCCCUAUACUAAUGUCCCCAAGAGAUAAUUUUGCACCCGGUCCGAGUAACUGUGUACCCAUGUCUCCAAUGGACAACUUCGAAUCUGAUUAUGUUAGGGAGGAUUUCAAUUUUAAUAAUCAACGACGACCCCGUUUUGAACCACCACCUUCGCUAUUAUCUCUAAAUGUUACACCUCCUACAGCAAAUCCCAGAUUCAACCCAUCAUUUAAUAAUUAUAAUACUAAUCGUUACGAUUCUGCCCCUAAACUAGAUUUUCAACCCUCAAAUCAUUCUCUCAUUCAGUACAAUGCAAUGCCGCCUCAUUUAUCGCCAGAAGUUCCCAAUUUUCCUGAGCAUAAACCAUACGGAAUUGUUAAAAGAGAGAUGUAUUUACCCAAAGAUGAUUUAAGAUGGAGGUUAGAAGAUUCUAGACCUUGGGAACGUAGAGGAUAUGAACAACGAUUCAGAGGUCCUACGACGUACAAAGAACACCGAGAAAUACGUGAAAAUAGCAGAGAUCCAAGACUGGCUAGAGAUACACGGGAAAACAGAGAAUUGCGAGACCCUAGGCUCAAUAGAGAUAAACUUAAUGUAAACGAAAAACCUACAAGAGAAAGAGAAAAUAAAGAAUCGACUGAAAAAGAUAAUAAAGACCCAAGACUGAAUAGAGAUUCCCAUCGAUCAAAUAUCAGAGAAAACCAGUAUAAAUCAAAGUUCGAUCGAUUGUAUUCUAGAACGAAUGAAGAUCAGUCACGAUCUAGAUCUCCGACAUCAAAAAUAAAAGAAAACGAUAGUUUUUCAUCGCCACUAGACAGUCUAUAUACAACGAAAGAAGAGCAUAAAACUGGAAAAGGUUAUGGAGUUCAAUGUUUCCGCAUACCUAAAAAGAAGAAAGAAGAUAAGGAACAAAAAGAAGAAAUUAAAAAAGAUGAUGAAAAAGAUGCGCCUGAACAAGGUACAAUAAUCUCCGAAUGCGACAGCUCCCAUAAUAUAGACCCAUGCAAAGAUGAUUCACUUAAUGAAAAUAAUUCUAAAUCAAUAGAAAACGAAAAAACCGAUUCGGAUUGUGAUAAUAUUGAAGAUAAAAACACUGCCAUCACAACAACAACGCUAAUGCCCGAACCAACCGAAGCCGAUGAUGUUGAUGCAAAAAUUAGUGAAUUGAAGAAAGAUUCUGAAGUUGUAGUACCUUCAAAUGAAGAACCUAAUAAAUCAUCGGUUCAGACAAAAGCAGAGGCAGAUCAGAAACCUAAAUCAGAUAAUACUGACGUACAAACUUCGUCCAAAGGCGAAGAACUUUCUAAUUUUCCUGCUGAACAAAGAAUAUUAGCACAAUUUUUCGCUAACCUCCUUGGUAGUAAAGAUAAGAAAGAAAAGAAAACAGCUUUGUAUUCUCUUAUUACAACCUUUUCAGAUACAUUUAGCAAAGAGACAAUGUCUAGUAUAAGUAGAAUUAUAAACACGGACAAAGAUGAUAGUUCAGAAGAGGACGAACAGAAGAAGGUGUCUAAAAAAGAAGACGACAAAGAAGAUAAAUUAAAAGAAGAGGAAGAUGAUGAUAAAUGUGACGAAAUUGAAGAAAAAGAUGAUUCCAAAUUGGAAGUGACUGAAGAGAACGAUGCAGUUGAAGAUAAAACUAAUACUGUCGAAACCGAAGAAGUCAGUAUUAUUCCCAAACGUAAACUCAGAAAUAGACGAAGGUCAGCUUCGACUACUAAACAAAACCUUUCAGAAACUACAAAUGAUGAAAAAGAAAUUCAAAACAAUUUAAAACAGACAGAAAACUCUGAAGAAUUGGACGUUGAUCAAGAUAAUGAGGUAUUGGUAACAGUGGGAGAAAGAAUAAAAUCUAGGAAGAGAACUGCUACUCUUGCAGAUAAACCUAAGAAGAAAUGUAGGUCUGAAUUAGACAAAUUACACGAAGAUAUCCAGGAAAUGUUUAUCCGGGAUGGAGUUCUGACUGCAUCUGGAAAACGUAUGUGUCAUAUAUUAAAAACAGAUCCUUCUGUUUUAGAUACAGGAAAUAUUGAUACUGAAUCGGAAGAAGUUGUAAAAACCCGUAAAAAAGCUGGACGUAAACCGAAGAACAAAUCACCAAUAACUAACGACGUUAAAACAAUGAAAACUGUAAGAGUUGUUAUACAUAAAAUACCAGAUGCCGCAAUAGAGGAAUCGUCGUCUAAUAGGAGAUUAACUAGGAGUAUGACCUCUCCAGAAAGUGACGAAGAAGGUUCAUUCGCAACAGAAACAUCAGUUAAAGAGCAUUCAGAUGUUGAGAGCAGCACAUACAACGACUCGGAACAUGAAUCCCUAUCACAAUCUUUUGAUAAUCAAAAAAUAAAAAUGCAAAAGCGAAAACGUCCGCGAAGUAGUUGGGCAUCAGGAAUUAUAAAGAAGAAGAAAAAGAAACAAAGUGCGGAAGAAUCUCAACAAAAAUACUCUGAAUUCGAAGAUCAUGCCGCAAAAGAAACUUUUAUAGCUCCAGAAAAAGAUCACUAUGUAGAUUUUAUAAAUCAAAAAUCAUACAAAUGUAGAUUGUGCGACUUUCAAGGAAAAUAUAUCGCCAGUCAUUAUAAAAUCGUACAUCCUGAUUCGGAAGUAAUGUGCUCUAGAUUUACUCCUUCUAUCGCAAUGGAAGCAUUAGCUGACGCUAAAAUGAACAUGGAAAAAUAUGAAAGAUAUCAAGUUGUCAAAACUAGUGCCAAAAUAUCGUAUAUUUGUCGAUUUUGUACAUUUAGCACAAGUGUUAUGCCAACAUUUUUCUAUGACCACAUUACAACUCAUACUGGAGAAUAUAGACAUCAUUGUCCAAAUUGUUACCUCUCGUUUUGUAGUUCAAAGACCCUUAAUGUACAUAUGUCGAACAAUCACAAAGGCUCAGAAAAUCCUAUAGUGCGCAAAUCUUAUAGCUCUGUCAUUAUAUUUGGAUAUCUAUGCGGCGAAUGCAACUAUGUGCAAAUGAACAAACGUAAUGUUGAAGAACAUAUAAAUAUUUAUCAUUUGAAGAAACCCCCAAUUCACAAAGUUAAUAUGACUUCUAGUUUUGAUGAAGCUAUCGUUAAAUUAUUCAACGAAAUGGAAACGACAAAGAAUACCGCGAAGACGAGUACAAAGCGAAGUGUAUCAAGUACAAGUGACAGUCAUUUACAAACAGAACUCUUGGACGAUGUAAAUGAAGAAGUACAAUCACCUCAUCAAGAGAAAAAACCAAGAAUAACACCUGGUCCAAAAUCGAAGAAAAAACAGCAAGUAACAAGUAACACUCAAGCUGAUAUUGUAAAUAAAGAAGUAGAUUCGACGAAAGUAACUAAUAUUAGACGCAGCAUAGACGAUAUAGAUCCAGAAAAAAUAUUACCCUUCAGAUGUAAGAGAGCAGCUAAGGAAAAGGCACAAGAGAAAUUAAAGGAACUCAUGGAAUUAAGUGAUAAUGUGAGAAAAGAAAAAAUAAACGAUGUUAACCAAAAAGAAAAUACCGAGUUAUCUAAAAAUAUAGAUGAAAGUGAAACAGGUGAUGAAACAAAACAAGGAAGUGCUGAAGUUUCUAAAUUAGAUGAACCGCCUAAACUACAACCAGUUAAAAAGGAAAUAGAUAUGAAUGUUUUUACUUGUAAAACUGAUAUACAAGAAGAAAACAAAAAAAUAGAACAGGAACGCCUUCUAAAAAUGGAAGAACUUAACAAAUCGGUGGGUUCCAGAACGUCUUUGAAUUUCAUAGAUGCACUUUGUCAUCGACUCAACCAAAAUGAAGUCAUAAUCAAACAAGAACCCAACGAUGAUUUUAUAGAUGCGGUGCAUCAAACAAUAAGAGUUGAUUCACCAGUUUCUAUGCCAAUUUUAGAGAAAAAUCCUACUACAAUUAAAGCGGCUUCGUCGCAAAUAAAGAAACCCAUACUUGAGAGGGAUACUCACGUGUCUACACCUAAAUUCGAUGUAUCUCAAAAGAAUGAUAAGAGUAUCGUAGACGUGAUUGAAAAGUUGAAAGGUAAAUUGAGCGCGGAUGAUAAUUUUAAUAUUGAGUCGAAUAAUGAGGAGGACAAUGAAGGACCUCCUCCGCUAACGCACGUUAACGAAUUAACUAAUAUCAUGCCAGUCGAUGAUUCAAUUGAAACAUUAGAAAUUUGUGGAUUGAUUAAAUUAAUUAAAUCUAAAGACUCAGUAACGUUCUGCUGCUUAGUUCCGCCUUGUGUCUUCUCCACCGAACAUAAAGAACACUUUCGAAAACAUUGCCAGCACAAUCAUUCGUCAAAUACUUUGAGAAGUUCUUUGUGUGAAAUUUGUGGUGUACAAAUAACUUCUGGACCUGAUACGAAUCUUUUAGAAAAUAUAUUUAAUCAUACAAUUAAACAACACGCUGAUUUCAUUGGGCAUUCUAAACCUCUAACUCGAAUGAUACGAUUAAGAAAACUAAGCGGAGAUGCUCUAUCUAUAGUUAACAGUUUAAAUGAAAUUGACAACAAUGUCAAUAAGACAGAAAAUGCAUCUUCAGACUGCACCACUGUUGAUUUAACUGAUAGAGAAGAAGAAGAAGAAGACAAUCCUUUCCCAUUUAAAAUAUCGGGUGUUAUGUCACUUGCUGAUCCUGAACCUCAGCCGCCACCUCUUACACCAAUAAUGAAACCCAAUAUGCAAAUUGUAGUUAAAGAAGCCAAAUUAACUCCUGCGGAAUUGGCAAAAUCAAAAAAAUCCGAAAAAGCUAUUAAAAAAUUCAUUGAAGAGGUAGAUAUACUGUACAAAUGCCCACAUUAUUAUUGUCUGUUCAUGACAUAUUUCAGAUAUUCUUUAGAAAUUCAUUUGAAAUCCCAUAAUUUGGAAAAAGAUUCAAUGGUGCCCUGCGUCUACUGCGACUUGAAAACGCCAUGGGAACAUGUAGCUGUACACAUCGAUAUAAGACAUGCUAACUGCAAAUAUGCAUGUUCACAUUGUUUGUACAGAGCUUGUUUAAAAGACUACGUAUUAUUACAUCAGGAACGAGUGCAUCCCUCACAAAAUUAUUCAGUGAUAACUGUUGCUACACCAAAAAUCCAAAAGAAAUUUGCUAUAGCUGAUGUUAAAAUUGAUCCAAAAACUUUAUGCAGUCCUUAUGUAUGCCAGACAAAUUGCAACCUACAAUUCCUAUUUGAGAAUGAAUUUCGUGAACAUGUAAUGAGUGCUCAUCAUCAUAACACUUUCAUCACAUGUGGUCAUGAACUCUGCAGUAGUAGAGUGAAACCUUCAAAGAUUGUUCAACAUUGGUCAGUAACUCACGAUGUAUCAGUAUACCAAUGUGGUUAUUGCAAAACAAAUUCAAAUGAGCUCCAUACCAUGUAUCACCAUUUAUCUCAAGUUCAUCAAAAUUUAAAUCCAGAAAUUUUAGUGCGUUUAGUUACACCAAAACCGACUAUACCAUUAGGAUAUAGUACCGAAGCAUUUAGAAGAAUGCGAAAAAUAGCUACAAUACAUUAUAUUCCUGAUGGUGACAAAAUAAUUAAACCAGCAGAACAUUUUCUUGAAGCUUCAAAUACUAGUACACAUUUUACCAAUACAAUGCAAGUAGUUACAACAUCUACGAAAACAGUAAUUAUAACUAAUUCUUCAUCAACUGUCACUACUUCAGCAAAUAAUCUGUUUCUUGUAACAAGUACAUCUACAGGAACGAACUCAUCAUCACUGCCACCGCCUUCUUUAGUUAAUAUUACUUCAAAAAAAUCUUUAGCGAUGUCACCUAUCAAUCAAUCUGCGGUGGAAUCAUCCAAUCCAGAUUUACCACUGGAUCCUUUAGAAAUCGAAGAAUAUAUUCCACCAUCCAUACCAGCAACAAUAGAGGAAAACCCAAAUAUAACUUUACUGCAAACAAUUGAAACUCAAAUGGCAAAUGUUUCUGGUGGAACUAAUAUUCCAGAAAAUAUAACUAAAAACCCAAACAUAGAUGGAAGUUUAUUGUCAUCAUCAAAUAUGGUUCCAUUAGAGCAUAUCAAUUUGAACGAGGAUAAUAAUCGGAAUGAUUCGGCGGACUGUGAUAUAGACCCGUUAGAUCUUGGAGAAUCACUCACCUCUCAAAGCAUUGGAUACAGCUCAGAAGACGAAAGUGAUAAUGGAAAGUCCAAAAAGAAAUGCGGAUUGCUUGGAUACCAGUUAUUUAGAUGUGCUUUCUGUGAUUUUUCUUGUACUAAUGUAAUCGAUUUCAAGAGACACAUAUCUAAGUCUGUCCGAUGUAAAUCUGAUAACCGCCAAAAGCCUUUUAUGUGUGUACAUUGCAAAAAACAUUUCAAAAAUCCCCAUCCUCUCAGCGAACAUAUUCAGUGUCAUGGAGUAUUGAGAUUCAAUUGUUCUUUAUGUGGAAACAAAUUUCCUUCAUCUAGUCAAGCAAGGGGUCAUAUGAAACAUCGGCAUAAUAUCAGUCAAACUACACAGACAGCUUUAAAUCCUGAAGAAGGUUCUCCAAGUAAUCAAGAAUAUAUUAUAAAACCGAAGUUUGUAUUGGCUGAGGAACCUCCGAAAGAUAAUACUCUUGCAGAACCUCCUCCGUCUCUACCAGGAUCAGAACAAAUUUAUCUUCCGGAUGAAAUAGAAAAAAUACCUAUUCGCUCCAUAUUUAGCUCCGAUUUGAAAUGUGGGGUAUGCUCUUACACAACAAAAGUAAGAACAAAUAUGGUGCGACAUUUACAAUUUCAUUCAGAGGAAAAAUCUGUUCCUGAUACUGCUCCAGUUAACCCCGUCCCGUGUUUGGAAAAAAAUGAGAAAAUGUUUGAUAAGAUGAUUAACUUAGCUUCUAGUUCCCAUUCUUCAUCUAAAAUGGGAGCCAUAAACAAAUCGGAAGUCAAAGAUAUUGACAUAAAUGUUCCGCACUUCGUUCCAUCCCACACUCGUUACACAUGUUGUGCUCAAGACUGCAAUUACAUUUGUCCAGAAGAAGCUAACCUCCGUCAUCAUCUUAUUGCACUUCAUAGUGAGGAAUCUUCUUUUAUAUGUGUUCAUUGUAAAGUUAAGUUGACUUCAAUUGAUGCAGACGGUUUGAUUAGACAUCUCAAAUUACAUGGUCUUCAACUUUAUAAAUGUCAUUAUUGUAAUUACCUUAGUAAUCUAAAACAUAAAGUUGAGAAACAUUGUAAUGACUUUCACAUCGAUUCACAAGUGAAAACUACAACAGUAAGGUACAUGGAAUCAGAACCAAAAGAUUCGACAGAUGAUGAUGGAAAGAGCGUAACGUUCCCUACGAUAUUAAAUCAAACUAAAUUGAACAAGCCUUGGAGAUGUUGUAUGUGUAAGACUAGAUCAGGAACCCAGGAAGGAAUUCAGAAUCAUGUUUUAGAAAAACAUGAUAUCGAUUCACAGUAUAAAUGUGCUUUAUGCAUUUAUAAGACUAAUGAUAAAAGUACAUUCACAGAACAUUUCAAACAAGAACAUAAUAAUCAAGACAUUAAUAUUGUUUAUGUUUACCGGAAAAUUGAAGACGAACCCAAAGAUGAUAAAGACUCGGAUUCAUUCGAUACUACUCCAUUAUGGCAAAGAGACAGACCAAGAGUUCGACAUAUUAGGGGUAUUCUCUUUGAUGAAUCGUUGCCAGUUACCUCAAAAAGUUCCAAAAAAUCAGUUAAACCUCCUCCACCAAUACCUACUUCUGUAAUAAAAUCCUCGGCUAACCUAGAUUUAUCAAUUAACGCGGUAGCAACUGGAAGUGUAGAUGUUUCCAAAAAUAUUGAAAAUAAUUUGCCAAAAAAAGAAAAGACGAGUGAGGUUACAAACGUUAUUGUUAUAGAUGACGAUAUAGAUGUAGAAUCUGUAGUGAAAACAAUAGAACACGCUGUAGAAGCCAGUGUUGAAAAUGAAUAUUCUGAAAUGAAUUUAAUAAACUUAUUUGGUGAUUUUGGACAACCAUUAAAUAAACAAUUAAAAUGUCCAGUAUGUAACAAUUUCAAGUCUAAAAGGAUUUCAGAUGUCAUCUUUCACCUGUUUAAAGAAAAAAGAGUAUACAGAUAUAAAUGUGGAAUUUGCGGAGAUGAAACCAUUACCUAUAGAUACAUGGCUAAACAUGUUCGAGAACAUAAACAGGAAUUUGAUCUUGAUAAUAUUAUUACCAUGCCGAGGAAUCCCAAGCUAGAAAUUUGGUUACAGAUGUUGAUAAGAAUACAGUGUGUAAAAAUAAUUGCUUCCCUUUCAGCACCCGCAGAUGUACCUGUUACCGAAAAACAUAAGGUAUUGUGCAGAUAUUGCAAUAAAUGGUACAGAAAUGAGCAAGAAAGAAACGAACAUGCGAUUUUCCAUUGGAAUUGUAUCCCGUUUAAAUGCAGUCUGUGUAGUUUCAAUUCAUUCACACGUAGUUCUAUGAUGAAUCAUUUUAAUGAAACUCAUGUUUCCGAAAAUGUACCCAGUAUUGUGGAAGCGGGACCUACUGUAGCAGGUGAACUUCAAUACGCUGAUUUUUUGCACGUAAAGGAAAUUGAGGAGGAAAUGGCUAAAAUGAAGUCAGCAGUACAAACAUUUAAAAAGACAAGUAUUGCAGAAGUUCUAGUACCAGAGGUGAUUAUUCCCAACAUGAUUGACGAAUCAGAACAAGAUGGUACUGUCCAAGGAAUGUCUUGUGAAGCGACAGAAGUUCCGGAAACUAAUUUUGAGAUCACUGACAACGUGAAUGACUUAGUGGUGGUUACCAAAACUGACACGAAUGUACCUCGAGCUGGCGAUGUGUUUUGUUGCGAAUAUUGUCCUUAUAUGUCUGAUUCAGAGAUGCUUAUUGUGUCUCAUAUAUCUAGCCAACAUGAGCACAUGCAUGUUAAAUUCAAAAUUUUAAAUCAAGAUAAAUGUGAAAGGAAACUUGAAGAUUAUGUUGCUUGCGUAAUAUGUAGUGAAAUGGGUUCUGAAAUUAAAAUCAGGCAACAUUAUCUGGAAGUUCAUGAAGGGGAGACGUUUGGUAUUUACAGGUAUACUUGCUGUAGUUGUCGGAAAAGGUUUUUCAAAAUGAAUGGUUUAAAAAUGCAUUUUCAACGUAUUCAUCCUGGCGUACCAGUUAAAUACAUAAGUAUAUUAGAGAACUUGAUAGAAUCCCAACCAGAUAAAUUAGAUUUAUCUCUAAAUAGCAGAAGUGCACUUGCUUCCUCCAGUCAAAAAACUUGGAAGCAUUAUCAGUGUACAGAAUGCUCAUAUGAAAGAAACUUUACAGGAAGCAGUGUAGGCAAUGUUCGAGCUCAUAUGAGAAAUCAUUUCAGAGCUUUUAUAUGCAAAGAGUGUGGUUCAAACUUCAGAAGUAAAACAGAUGCAUUGAGUCAUUGUCGCAAGGAACACAGUCAGUCAACAGAUAAUAUCAUACACGCACAAGAUAUUGAAGAUCGAUUCCAGAGCGCCUUGCGUACUGUUCUUGAGACAGCAGUAGUGGUUCCAAAUCCAGAUAGUCCAAACACUACCAGUAUACAUACCACUCCUUUGCAGGUUGCUAUUAAACAAACUGCAAGAAAAUCUACUUCAUCUUCAUCAUCUCAAGUAAAUGAGUAUAGCUUUUAUGGAGGGUCAAUAGAAAAUGUAGAUUUGAAUAAAAUUAUGACCUCUGUUGAAAUGAAUGGAGUAUGUCUACAAAUGAAUGCAGAUAAAUUGGGAAAGAUUUUUGAUUUAAACCCGUUUGUUGGGUUAGAAAGAUGCGACGCACUAUUAGACAACACUGAGAUCGACUAUGACUCAUGACAGUCAUGACCAGAUGCUAGUGGUAUUGAUUUUGUUUUGGAUGGCUUUAGUGAUGACAAUUUUGAACUUGACAGCAUAAUUCCUUCGGUUGAUGAACUUCUAACAGAAAGUUUAUCGGAUCCCGAUUAUUUUAAGGACUGGUCUCCAUAGACACUUUGAACUUUCCAAGAGUUUUUGUUAACGUUAACUUCGAUGGUCAUUAGCGAUAAUAUGUUUAGUUUAGAAUUUUGACAAAACUUCUGUUGAAGAUAUGUCAUAUGUAGUACAUUGAAAUGUAUACCAAGUAAUUAUUUUAAUUCACUGCUUGUUGUCAGUUAAGUUCUAACGUAAUUGUUGGUGAUAUUCAUACUGAUCAUACUGUUUAUCACACAUUACCUGGUCCAUCGAGACUUCCAUAAGUCGCUGGUUCAUGUACGCCUCGAAAUACCAGGCAAUGUAAUAGUGAAUAUAGAUUUAGUAGUAAUAAACUGUGUUAGUACCUCAUAUGUAAAAAAUAGAAUCUGUCGUUCUGUUAUAGAAACCUGCAUAAUUCUAACUGUUUCCUUCUUAUUUACAUUUUCAUCAGUAUAAAGUUGUUUGGUGGUACAAAUGGAGCUAACACUCUGGCAUUUUUAAUAAUCGGAUAUUUCUGGGUGUUACAUCCUUCCAUAUUGGAAAUUUUUGGCAGUUUGGAAAGAGUCAGUAAUAGUAUUCAAGUUAAUUAGCAACACUAAGGGUAUAGUUAAGUUUGGAAGUAUCUUCUAUAUAUAGUGCUAAACAAAACAUUUAUUAUGUAGCUUAAAUAAAAAAACAUUAUGUGAUAUAUUUGUCGAAUUUCGCUGGCGAGGUAUCGUUGAGUGUUGAGUUUAGUGUACCAGGAUAGAAUUCUUAUUUGCUUUAUAAAAUAUCCAAAAUUUGAGAGAACAUACUUCAAUAUUUCAUACUAAAAUGAGACUAUACAUCUGUUUGUAGCAGAUGAGUACAAUAGUGGUAUAGCAUGUCGCAAACUACUGUUUAAAUUUGCAUAAUAGACAGGCUUUCCUUUAACCAACUAUCUUUUCCGCAUUCAAAAAAGACACUAUUUAACUAAAAGGAGUUCAAUUGUUGGACAUAUCCGUAUAAAUCCUAAGUCCAUCGGAGUCAUCAAAAAGACUUCUAUCUACUUGAGAAUAGUAUAAACGACUUUAAAUAAAGCAUUAUUUGGUGAAAUAGGAUAAUAUGUUUCCUUCAGUGAUUUAGUAUGAUUUACCAAUGAUGCAUUAAUGCGAUACUUGUACAGAAUUUUCCUGUAAUUAUUCUUCAUGUUGAAUUCAUUCUUGUGUCAAGUUGAUUCAGCAUUAAUUUAUUUUCAUAAAACCAUGAUUUUGUAAAUAUACAUUAGCAUAUCAAAAUCAAAUCCUAAAGUUGUCUAUGGACUAUUUUUGAUUUACUUUACCUUGAACAGUUUUUUGAUAGUAAGUUUUUAUUUCCAACUAAGUUGGAAUUAUUAAAACUAUUGGUAAUGGAACACAAUGUUUACUAUCACAUUUGAAAGACAGUGUAAUUGCUUGUAAACAAUGUUGUGGGUGUAUUCUUUUCAAGUCUACUUUGUGUCAAAGAUCAUUCCAUAAAAUCUUUUACUCAACAUAGUUUACCGCUAUAUUUUCCAGUUUUAUUCCAGCUUUAAAUAUGUGUAGGUUUUUAUUAAUAAAAUACAUCUUGUUUGCGAAAAAUUCGAGAUAAAUUUUAUGGGGUUGGUUUAGUGCUUGUUUGUUUGUAAAAACUUUCGAAUUUCAUAUUUCAAGACAAUUACAUCUUGAUAAUGGAUCGGAGGAAACUUUCAUUGAAACAACGGCUCCAUAAUAAUAUAUAAAAAUCAGUUUGUAAGCAAUGGAAUUUUAGUAUGGGUUUAAAUUUACUACAACAAGAGGGAAUGAAGAUUCUUCAAGGUGUAAAAAAGGCAUAAUUAAGGUGUAAAUGAAGUCAGUAAUAUGAUUUUUCUUGCCCGGGGCAGGAUUUUUUUGUAGAACAUUAAAGAAAUGUUGAAUAUAUUGUUUCUGUUAUAUUAGUUUUGGCACUAUUCUUGUAAUUUGAAAUUUCUUCUGUAUAGUUUUCGUGUGAGAUGCGUUCAAAUUGAUUAGCAAAAACUCAGUCAACUCAUUGAAAUAUUUUUACUAGAUAUUUUUCUGAUAUCAUGCCACAUUUUCAAUGGUAAGUAUAAAGUUGUUUAAAACAAGUUGUUCUAUUUCUCGUCAACUUAUAUAUAACGUGUUUAAUUUCCUGUUAACUUUCUCACUGAUUUCCACAAUAGUAAAAGUCCUAUUUUUAUGUUCUUAACAUGCUUUUAUGUUGAACUGAUCAUUAUUUUUAUAAAAGUUUUAGACUCUGGUCUUAGAAUUACCUAAAUCACGUAGUUACUGAUGAUGUUGUUCUGAUAUUGACAUUUGAAUUGAUGAUUAGCUACUGUAUAGGUAGUAUUCAUGAAAUUUGAUAAGCAAUAUUUAGAUAACAUAUAUAAAAAUCAUUUAAAGUAUUUAAAUUUUAGACUUAAAAAUUUCUCUAUUUACGAUAUGAAGAUAUGAUUCUUAAAUAUUCUUCCUUAUUUUGUAUACAGUCUUUCUGUUUUCAAGGAAGAUUUAGUUAUUUAAGUAUUUUUGCAUAAUAUGGCAAAUGCUUGAUUGAUAUUUUUUGCAUAUUGAUAAAAAGCUAUUUUUUAUGAAAAAAUUUUGUACUAUAAAUUGAUCUGUGAUUACAAAUAAAUUUUAAGAACUUAUGUAUAAAGGCUACUCCGUAAGUAAAAUGAUAAAACUUCAAUUUCGUGUAACCUUGUAAUAAAAUUUUGUUACUAUAAACUUUCGGAAAACU